Anoplopoma fimbria (sablefish) is the source of this 3471-nucleotide messenger RNA. It is a transcript of the gene dlat, whose product is annotated as dihydrolipoamide S-acetyltransferase (E2 component of pyruvate dehydrogenase complex). Gene Ontology annotation, cellular component: pyruvate dehydrogenase complex. The coding region runs from base 197 to 2119 and encodes 640 amino acids. Gene Ontology annotation, molecular function: dihydrolipoyllysine-residue acetyltransferase activity. The transcript has 14 exons. The record is from RefSeq and is a predicted model, not a curated record. Gene Ontology annotation, biological process: pyruvate decarboxylation to acetyl-CoA. NCBI's taxonomy places the organism in Eukaryota, Metazoa, Chordata, Actinopteri, Perciformes, Anoplopomatidae.
UUUCCAAGCUACGGCAGGAGAAGGAGGGGAGCCGUAAAGCGAUGUGUUUUGGACUGGAGGAGGUCAUUGGAAAGUGAGCAGUGAGUGCGGGCUGGUUCCGGAGGCACAGAGACACCCAGUGACAGGAUAUAUCUGAUGCCGGUGUGAGACAAAUACACAAUUCAACCUCUCUGUUUAGCGUUUCAACCGCGGCGACAUGCUCCGUCUAAUCCUGCGGCUCAGGCCGUCCUCCGGGCUGCCCUGUCCCCGUGCCCUCCUGGUCGGGCCUGCUACUCCCAGCACCCGCUCCGUGGCCGCUACCUGUUCUCUGAAGCGGCUUCACUGCGGAGCGGCGUCCCGGGCAGUGUGUGCGGGCUCCGGCUUCAGCCCCAGGGGGACUCUGCUGCGGUGUCCCCGGCUGGCGGGCAGCUAUCAGGGCGCACGUUUCUACAGCCUGCCGCCGCACCAGAAGGUGGAGCUUCCUGCACUGUCACCCACCAUGCAGACGGGAACGAUCGCACGCUGGGAGAAGAAGGAGGGGGAAAAAAUCAGCGAGGGCGAACUUAUAGCUGAGGUGGAGACUGACAAGGCCACUGUUGGUUUUGAGAUCCUGGAGGAGUGCUAUAUGGCAAAGAUCCUUGUUCCUGAAGGGACCAGAGAUGUCAGCAUUGGAGCUGUAAUCUGCAUCACGGUUGACAGCCCUGACCUCGUCGCAGCCUUUAAGGACGUAACGUUGGAGUCUCUUCAAGCAGCCGGUGCCAGUCCUUCACCAGUUGCCUCCACUCCUCCUCCUCCUGCUGCUGCUGCCGCUCCCCCUGCAGCCCCGGGCAGCUCUUACCCCACACACAUGAAGGUCACACUUCCUGCCCUCUCUCCCACCAUGACGAUGGGAACAGUGCAGCGCUGGGAGAAGAAGGUUGGAGAGAAGCUGAGUGAAGGAGAUCUGCUGGCUGAGAUCGAGACUGACAAGGCGACCAUAGGCUUUGAGGUGCAGGAGGAGGGAUACUUGGCCAAAAUCAUGGUGGCAGAGGGAACUCGGGAUGUUCCACUGGGAAUGCCGCUCUGCAUCAUUGUAGAGAGAGAAAGUGACAUCGCUGCCUUCAAGGAUUAUGUAGAGACUGGAGUGGCAGAGGUUUCCGCUCCAGCUCCAGCACCGGUUGCAGCUCCAGCUGCUGCAGCACCGAGUCCUGCUGCCACAGCCGCUGCCCCAGCAGCAGCAGCCAGGAAAGGUCGUGUGUUUGCCAGCCCGCUCGCCAAGAAACUGGCUGCCGAUAAAGGAAUUGACCUUGCACAAGUCAGCGGCUCUGGUCCUGAUGGGCGCAUCACCAGGAAAGAUAUUGACAGCUUUGUACCACCAAAGGCUGCACCUGCCGUCGUUGCUGCUCCCACUCCAGCUGUAGCUCCGGCUCGUUCUGCUCCUGCUGCAGCACCUGCUGCAGCAGCUGGGACCUUCACCGACAUCCCUAUCAGCAACAUCCGCAAGGUCAUCGCUCAGAGGUUGAUGCAGUCCAAGCAGACGAUUCCCCACUAUUAUCUGUCUGUAGAUGUCAACAUGGACCAAGUGAUCGAGCUUCGGAAAGAUCUCAAUGCUGAGGUGAAAGCCCAGAAUAUCAAGCUUAGUGUGAAUGACUUUAUCAUCAAAGCCAGCGCUCUGGCCUGCCUAAAGGUUCCUGAGUGCAACUCAUCCUGGUUGGAUACGGUCAUUCGACAGAAUCAUGUGGUGGACCUGAGUGUAGCAGUGAGCACAGCCAACGGUCUCAUCACGCCCAUAGUCUUUAACGCCCACACCAAAGGACUGGCUGCCAUCAGCUCCGACGUGUCGGCUCUCGCUGCCAAAGCGAGAGAAGGCAAACUGCAGCCACAUGAGUUCCAGGGAGGCACAUUCACAAUCUCUAAUUUGGGAAUGUUUGGCGUCAAGAAUUUCUCCGCUAUAAUCAACCCCCCUCAGUCCUGUAUCCUCGCGGUCGGAGGCUCAGAGAAACGGCUGAUGCCUGCUGAUAACGAGAAAGGGUUCGACGUAGCCAGCAUGAUGUCGGUGACGCUGAGCUGCGACCACCGGGUGGUGGACGGAGCGGUCGGAGCACAGUGGCUCGCAGAGUUCCGCAAGUUCUUGGAGAAACCCGUCACCAUGCUGUUGUGAUUGGACUGAACUGCUGUUAAACUGCAGCAACAGGCAGUGGCCUCUCACUGAAGUGAUCUGAUUGGUCUAACUAGUCUGGAUCCUCCCAUGAUUGGCUGCCUGACACCAGGUCACUCCCAGUUAUCCUGAAGGGGAAGAGGCGGAGCUUACUCUGCUAACCUGUCUCUUUCUCUGUCUGUCCUGUCUGUCUUUCUCUCCUCUCUCUCACUCAUACGCUAUUUAUUGAGGCCCCUUAUCAAGAGACCAGAAUUAGGUAUAAUUUAUGCUAGAAUAGAGACGGGUCUUAUGUCACUAAAACACAGAGUGUUUUACAAAGGGAAGAGUUACAUGUCCAACCAGCGAACAUAUUUAUCCCAAAAUGUGUGUGUGUGUGUAUGUGUGUGUUUGUUUCUGCACAUUUUAAUCUGUGAUUUUGUGUGAAUGUGAUAAAGACAACUGGAAGUGGAGCUAUCUGUUGGUUCCAGUCUUUGGAGUUAAGAGUUGUGAUGUUUAAGGAUGGAGCUAAAUAUAUGUUAACUUAGAGACACGGUUCAGAUCUACACACACACACACACACACACACACACAAAAACCUGUCCCUGUUCAGUGGCCACACACACACACACACACACACACAAUUGAAAAGUUAAGUGUGUUUCCCGUGGGUUGAUGCUAGAGUGUAUAUUCUUCACUGUGAGAUGAACACAGUGCUGUGUGUGUAUAUAUAUAUAUAAAUAUAAAUGGUGAGUUGUUCGGUCAAAAGUAAAGGAGCUAUGUUGAGGCCUCACCAUAUCAUUUAAUAUCCGUACUGUCCUGAAUGAUAACAAACACUCUUCAAGGAAGUACUAAACGGUUCUGCCAAUUCUCUCUCUUCGAUGGGAAUGUUUUAUGUUCUAAUUUCGGGCUUAAACACUUUACUUUUUGAAAUAUUCUAUAUUUCACUGCUGCAACGCACAAAGCUGGUGCUGGAUGUUUGUUUGAAUAAAUUGGAAGAAGUCAGUCUUGUGCCAUAUGCUCUUUGGUUUGGGUUUGUAUAAAUGGACAUAUUGUAAGUGCCCAAAUUAGAGCUCAGUGUAAUCACACAAAAUCUCAAAAAUAUUUUAACUAGGACUCCCAAGAAACUGCCCUGCCUUUUUAAUAAUUGCUGAACAUCUAAUGGAAGAAAGUAAAGAUCUAAACCUGCAGUCCUUGCUCAUUAACGUUUCCUUGUUUUGGAUUUGAUCUGCAAUAUUGUCACGUUGAACUGCUGUCUUUGUUUAUAUCGGCAACAUCUGAAAUCACCAAAGUAACAUGUAUAUAAAUGAAUAAAGGUAAAGAGAAAGCUGACAGGGUCCAAACAACAGACCUCAUUGGGGUGAAAUAAUAAAAGGUCA